AUGGAGUGGGGACGGGGACGGGGGAAGGAGCGGGCGGGGUGGCGUCGGGGGUGUGCGGACGCUGUGUCAGAGGGCGGCUGGGGCGCGGUGGCAGAGUGCGAGUGCGAGUGCGGGGGCUGGCGGCAUGGAGGGAGAGAGGGCCACGGUGAGCGAGAGCACGGGGCGACGACGAAGGAAGACGAGAAGGGCGAGAAGAAGGCCGGCCGGCCUGUGCGUGCGUGUGUGCGUGCGUGCGUGCGUGCGUUCGCGGUGACGGCAGCACGGCGGCGGGGGCCAGAACGGCAGUCGCUGGCCGCCCCCGCGCUGGGAGGGACGACGGGGCUCACCUGGACGCGUCGACGGCGGUGGUGCCCAGAGAGCACGGGCAGGAUCAGAAAGAGAGCGAGGAGUGGAGAGGCAAAGAGCGAGAUGCCCGCUGCGAUCGGCUGGCCCCUCCGCUCUGCUAAUUCGAAUCACUCUGUCACCGGCUACAUCCCUCUCCCGUCCUCUGAUCUCCCUCGCCCUCGCCCUCUCCCCGUCGCUCUCCCCUCUACCAUCCACGUCCAUUCCACGCUAUCUACAGCACACACACUCCUCUAUUAUCUACCCGCCCGAGCGAGCCCAGCAACCCGCGGCCGCCGCCCCGCUCCAUGUUUCACCGCCAUCCCGCACAUGCCCCAGCCCCCCUCCCACCUGUCAAUCGCCGGUGCCUGCCUCGUCCACCCACCCACCUGA
Heterobasidion irregulare TC 32-1 is the source of this 714-nucleotide messenger RNA. RefSeq lists its product as uncharacterized. The transcript has 2 exons. Lineage: Eukaryota; Fungi; Basidiomycota; Agaricomycetes; Russulales; Bondarzewiaceae. The coding region runs from base 1 to 714 and encodes 237 amino acids. The record is from RefSeq and is a predicted model, not a curated record.